Molecule: messenger RNA, 2561 nt
Organism: Phaedon cochleariae (mustard beetle)
Lineage: Eukaryota; Metazoa; Arthropoda; Insecta; Coleoptera; Chrysomelidae
Source: the annotation of a GenBank genome assembly
GUUAAUGUGGUUCUGGAGAUUUGGAAUAUUGGAAUACUGUUAUGGUCGAUUUUUAGAAUUUUAAUUGCUUUAAUAUACAGAGAAAAACACCCCAUGGUAUAUUCAUUAAAAUGAUUUCAUUAUUGGCUGAAUGAUAGUGCCUUGAAGCCACAAACUACAAAAAACUGCCAAAAAGUUUCUAUUAUGCUUAAAUUCAAGGAUUUGUAAAAGUCAAUGAACUGGAUAAUGACCCCUCCAAAAGACAAUAAUCCUAUAUUAUCCUGAUCGCAUAUGAAACCAAAGCUGACCCUUAGGAGAUGAAACAACAACAGACAUGGAAACUGAGUCAGUGAAAUCAGAAAACAGUUCUAAAUCUAGAAGGUCCAGGAGCCACAGGGACAGAAACAAUUACAGACAUCAUUCCCAUAGAAGCACAAGAAGCAGUAAAUCUCGGAAAAACGAGGAUAUGGCCCCCUUUCAAACAUCAGUGACCCUAACCCCAGACAACCGUGAUGGUCAAGAAGUCAUUGAAGUCCAAAUCUUACCACAAGAUGACAACUGGGGUGAAAACACCACUGCCAUAACAGGUAACACAUCUGAGCAAUCUGAAUCCACAGAAGAUGUCAGCAAUUGGCCAGGAGAGCCUGACACAGGCAUAGGAUUCAUGUGCCAGCGCUACAUGGGCACCACUUUCAUGUACAUACUAUCAUUCAUUGCUUUUUUGAGUCCUGUAGCUAUGGUGGUACUACCCAAACUAGGUUUCUUCCCUGCACUGUCUUCUAGGUUAGGUUUGGCUGACACCACCAAACUCCUGGCUUGUGGAGCUGAAUGCAAGGGGCAGCUAGUGUCUCUAGCUUUCAAGAUGGCUAUUCUAGCCAUUGGUGCUUGGGCUGUUUUCCUGAGGAAACCCCAUGCCACCCUACCACGCUUCUUUCUCUUUCGUGCUGGUGUUCUAGCUCUUGUUAUGGUAUGCAGCUUUGCAUAUUGGUUGUUCUACAUAGUGCAGGUCACUGAAACAGCUAGGGCUGCUAUAACCCCUGAGGAAACUGUAGACUACAAGGCUUUGGUAGUGUAUGCAUCUAGUUUGACUGAUACUUUGUUGUUUGUGCACUAUCUUGCUGUUGUACUUGUGGAAAUAAGACAUUUACAGCCUAUGUAUUAUAUAAAGGUAGUAAGGAGCCCUGAUGGGGCUAGUAGUGCCUAUGGGAUCGGCCAGCUUAGCAUACAAAGAGCUGCAGUUUGGGUCCUUGAGAAGUACUAUACUGAGUUUCCCAUUUACAACCCUUACUUGGAAAGGAUCCCUGUUUCUAAAUCGCGGAAAACUUCAUCUAGCUUCAAGUUUUAUGAAGUAGAUGGUAUGAAUAACUCACAAAUCCAGCAGUCUCAGUCUAGGGCAAUGCUAGCUGCCCAUGCUAGACGUCGUGAUUCCAGUCACAAUGAGAGAUUUUACGAGGAACAUGAGUAUGAAAGGCGCGUGAAAAAACGCAGAGCUAGGCUGAUAACAGCUGCUGAGGAAGCUUUCACCCACAUCAAGCGCUUGCACAACGACCAAAUUUCAUCUAUCCCCAUGGAUCCCCAUGAGGCAGCUCAGGCCAUCUUUCCCUCCAUGGCCAGGGCUCUGCAAAAGUACCUCAGGGUCACUAGGCAGCAGCCCAGGCAUUCCGUGGAGAGCAUCCUGCGGCACUUAGCCAGCUGCCUGAGCAACGAUCUGACGCCCAAAGCGUUCCUGGAGCCUUAUUUAGUAUGCGAACCGGUUUUGCAGAACGAAAAAGAGCAUAAAGAUGUUCAGACUUGGGCGCUGAUUUGCGAGGAGUUGUUGACGAGACCGAUUGGGGACGGUGUUACGUUUCAGUUGAGGCAGAAUGAUGUGUCUUUGUUGUGCAUCAUAAAGAAGUUGCCGCACUUUAAUGUGACAGAGGAAGUUGUGGAUCCUAAGAGCAAUAAGUUUGUGUUGAGGCUGAAUUCCGAGACUUCUGUAUGACCUAUGGAAAAUUCAAGGUCUUUUGAUAGACUGAUUUGAUGUCAUAUCAAUUUUUUUUCCGGGUAGUUGGGGGUACUUAACCAAAAAAGUUAAGUGGAGAGUUUGUUUUGAGUGAGAGAAGUGUCCUUUUUUUGAUGGUUCUAGGAUAUAGGUAGAUGUGAUGUUUUUAUUAGAUUUUAAAAAGUAAUAUUGGACUAUAAUGCAAAAUAAUUGAUUCUUAGUCAGAUGUAGUGGAGCAAUGUUGCAUUCAUAUUUUUCAAUUUCAAUUCCCUUCAAUCAAUGAUGCCGGCAAUAAAAAAUUGUUAAAUAUUUAUGUACCAAGACUACCAAGGACAAAAAACCUGUCUAUUGACUAUUAUAGUCCAGUGUCCAGUGUUGUUCCUGGGCCUGGGUCGGAUUUUUUCGUAAUAGAUUUUCUUGGAAAAUAGUAACAGAUUUGUAUCAAACGGUAAUAGAUCCGAAAAAUCUGACAUUUGACAUUCUGAAUGUCAUUCUUGUCAAACCAUAUCGCACAAAUUAGACAGUUUUGACAGGAAUGAGGCAGAAGUGUCACAGAACUUAUGACAUGAAUAUAGAACAUAGACUGUGACAUAGAUUCAUA